AUGUGGAAGCGACCGCUACGUGACGUUGUGAUGCGAUGCCAUGUGAGUAACUUGCGUAUAUCGAGUGUCAUGACACGUCAAGCAGUCGAAGAAAUGGCACGAAGAUGGCAACUUCCACUCGCAUCUGAAGGAACAAAGCUAUGGGCCGAGUACAUGGCAGGGACGACGAUGCUCAGCUCUUUUUUUAAAGGUGAGGAACGUGUCAAGAUGAUGGUCAAGACGCCUAAUAUCCAAGAGCUUUACGUGGAGGCAAUGGCUGUUGGAGAAGUACGAGGUAAAGCUGUCUACGUGGAUCAUUCUCUUGCUGGUGCAGUGGAAACUGGAGGAUUCAUGCACAUUUCAAAGAUCCUGUACGGAGCAGCAAAGCCAUACAAUACAUCAAUUGAAGCUUCUGGAGUGCCUGAACUAGACUGGCAGAGGUUUUUUGACGUCUCAGAGCAGAUCCCGACCAUUGUACGCAUCGAUAGCGAAGCCGACCAAGACCAUACUCGUAGUUGUGGCCUUAUCGUUCAGAAAAUGCCCUUAGCAGAAGGACAGGAGCGCCAUUACGAGCUCGACGAAUUGGCUUUUGAUAAGCUACCGUUUGUAGCUACGGAGUUGAAGAAAAGCACAGACUUGCUGGAAUAUGUAAACGAAUUGAUACCAGGUGCUGACAUUACAGAGAAGAAUUGCAAGCGAGUGCCAUUGGAUUACUUUUGCCGCUGUUCGAAGAGCAACUACGCACAACGUCUUAGGAGUAUGGGUACUACUGAUCUAAAGCAGAUUGCUGCAGACGUAGGAAACGCUGGCGUAGAGCUCACUUGUCAUUUCUGUAAUGACGCACACCAUUUUUCUGCUGUCGAUUUGGAAACUCUGAUCAAGUAA
This is a messenger RNA of Peronospora farinosa, 864 nucleotides long. NCBI's taxonomy places the organism in Eukaryota, Oomycota, Peronosporomycetes, Peronosporales, Peronosporaceae. The record is from the annotation of a GenBank genome assembly.